Molecule: messenger RNA, 765 nt
Organism: Symbiodinium sp. CCMP2592
Lineage: Eukaryota; Dinophyceae; Suessiales; Symbiodiniaceae
Source: the annotation of a GenBank genome assembly
AUGGACACCUGCCUGGAAAGUGGGUCACGCCCAUCCAGGCUCCAUCGCACCCUUUGCGUCCUCCUUCUGUGGUCUGCCGGCUGGAGCUUCGCUUCGCCAACAGGGUCCAUCGAGAAGCUCACCAAGGACUCUCCGGCUCCAGAUCAGACACCCCAGCUGGAGAGCCUAAAGCAGUCGCUCUUGCGGGCAGUGGCUACGGAAGAUCAGGACGCGAUCUUCCGCAGUGCAGCCGCGCUCGAGGAGACAGGCUGCCGUGACUCGGCGAAGGUGCCGGGCCGGUGGGCUUUGGUCUUCUCCACCCAGACGGAGCCCGGAGAAACCCAGGAGGAGACCCCCUUCUCCACGAUCACGGCAGCACUGUAUCGAGUGUUCUUCCGCUUCGCACCGUUCCUGGCGGGUGCGCAGCGAAGCUCGAAGAUCGAGCUCGCUGGGCCUGUAUUUCCCAGUCUCUCGGUCGGCAAUGAACAGCUGGUGGACUUUGAAGCCAAGCGGGUGGACAAUCGCGUUGCCAUUCGUGUCGGAGGCUCCAGCGGCCCCAAGUUGGACUUGCGCGUGAAGGGUGAUCUGAAGGGGAGCGAUGCCCUGGACCUGGGCGUCAUCUUUACCAGUUUCUCCUUCAAGUUGCCGAACUUACCGGACAUCGAGCUGCCUCUGCCCAGGCCUGAAGGACGUCUGCGAACUACCUUCUGCGACAAAGGCCUUCGCAUCUCCCGAGGCGGCCGUGGGGGCAUCUUCGUGCUGAAGCGCUUGCCAGCGAAACCCUGA